This is a messenger RNA of Aegilops tauschii subsp. strangulata, 3967 nucleotides long. RefSeq lists its product as uncharacterized. The record is from RefSeq and is a predicted model, not a curated record. NCBI's taxonomy places the organism in Eukaryota, Viridiplantae, Streptophyta, Magnoliopsida, Poales, Poaceae.
CCCACGCGCUUACACGCUCCCACACUCGCGCAACCACGGCGACUCCACGCCUCCCGCUCGCCAUUGCCCCCACCGCAGAUCUAGCCGCUCCGACCUCGCGGCAUGCCUCCACGGCGGCGAGGCCUGAGGACGGCGGCCGAGGCCGCUCCCCCUCCCCCUCCCCCUUCCCCCUCUCGAUUCCCUCCCCACAUCCACGAAGCCUUCGCGGAGAUGGUGAGAUUGAUUUCACCGGUUCCGAAGGGGGUACUCAUGGCGACUGGGGCUCAGGGGUGGGUGGAGCGGGCGACCAGGAUUCGCGACGCCGCUGCGGCGUGGAUUCGGCAUGUUCAGGAGUGGAAGGUGGCAGAUCAGGCGGUGGCGGCGGCGAGGGAUCCGGACACGCGAGCCGCGGCGGCCAGGUAUGCAGAGGUUUGCCAGACGAGAGCAGAGGGAGAGCAGAGGAUCCUGGCGAAGCAGAUCUACGACGAGGCCACGGCGGAGGAGAGGAUGAGGAUGCCUGCCUUUCCUCACUCCUCGUCGGCCGCGUUCGUGAUGUGGGCGAGGGCGGAGGCAAAGUCAGAGGAUCCCCGGAGGGCGCUGCGAUGGGAGUGCUUGUUGGGAGUGAUAGCAUCAGGUGCGCCGCUGCAAAUCUCAUCCUGGCCACCGGCGUCCAGUCGGGAUUGAGCUCGGCUGCCCAUACGGUGCGUUCCACGCCGCCAGGAUCUGCAAGUCAGGGGAAAAGGGCCUCGCCGGCCAGUAGGCGGGUCUCGCCGCCGCCGUUGGUGAUGACCUCGCCGAGUAGAAUAGUCAACGGCAAAGCUAGGAGGGCUCUUCUGCUUGGGAGAGGUGAAAUCGGACGGGGCGAGAAGGGGCCACGUGGCGCAGUGGUGACCGCCGAUGCUAGUGGGGUGACGAAGCAGGCGCAUAAUGAUAAUACGCCUUCCAGUGGAAAUUCUCGAGAGGCCAAUAAAUCCCCCCAUGCUAGGGUUCGCCGCCAGAGGGCCUCUAACCGAAACCUGGUCUGGAUCAGGAAGGAGUUGGUAGAGAAGGGCGAGUUCUCUGCCGAUGACUGCCACCCUAUAGGGAGAUCAGAUCGGCUACCACCACCAAAGCAAUUCAGUUUUUUGAGAGAUCUGUGGUCUAGGCAGACUGGGCGAAUUGCGUUUGCGGAGGUUGUUAAGAAGAUGGCUGGCGGAGGAGGUCGAGAAAAUUCAAGGGGAGGAGGAAAAUAUGCGGCAGGAAGGGGGAGGAAUGAGUUGGGGAGACCUACAGCUCCAACGACCGUCCCCACUGUUCCUCCAGCUAGGCCCCGUGCGCAAAAUUCAGGCCCCCCUGUGAAUAUCUUCUCCAGACCACCGAUUGCGCCGCUGAUGCCUGGACCGAAUAUGGUUCCUCCCGGCCACAUGUUCCCUGGUUACCAUGGAGGGGGCUGGGGCAACCACUACAAUCAGAUGCCGCAGUGGCCACAACAGAUGCAGUUUUCGUACCAGUAUAUCCCACCGCCUGUUGGUCCUCCAAUCAAUUACCAACAGCAGCCUGCGAGGAGCAGCAGUGGGCAGAUUGGGGGAGCAUGCAGCCUGUGUAGUUGGGGCAACCUGGAACUAGUAAGUCCAAGAAGAAGCAGAAGGCUAAGACUCUGAAAAAUCAAGAAGCUGGCGCUGGGAUAAAUCAAACUUCUGACACUGUUGAUGAGGCAGGUAGCUAUCAGGUGGAUUCUAAGUUCAUUGGGGCUAUCUGCUACAACUGUGGGGUACUAGGUCACUUUGUUGGUAUGUGCCCUGUUCCUAAAGUUUGCUUCAUGUGUAAAACUCCUGGACAUCACAUGGAUGUCUGACCUGCUUGGUACAAGACCUACCCUGCUGCUCAGUAUUGGGGGAGUGCCAAUACAGGGCUGGGUUUCUUUCAUGUGGAAACAGGGGAAACAAAUGACAAUGAUUGGUUGAAUAUUGGUAAUGUGGGGUUUGUUAUAGUUGAAGAGGGAGCUAUCACUGCUGAGGAGCUGGGGCGAUGUUUUUCAGAUAUGUGGAAGACUAACUGGCCUUGGCAGAUAAGGCCAUUCAACAAAAGUAAGUUCCUUGUGAGAUUUCCUCCAAACAAAAGGAUUGCAAAAUUGGUGGAGUAUGACUCAAUCAACCUGAAGAAGAAAGGGGUUACAAUUUCCUUUGAAGACUGGCUAGGAGAUCUACCAUCAUAUGAUUCAUUAACAGAGACAUGGGUGGUGAUUGAGGGACUGCCUCCUAAAUAGUUUAGCUGGAACACCUUUGUGCAAAUAGCCACCAUUCUGGGGAUUCUGGUUAAUGUGGACUGGCACCUAAUUUUCAGAAGCUUCUAUGAAAAAGUGAGAAUUCAGGUGGCUGUCAGAUAUCCCAAGAAAAUUCCUACUGAUAGAGUAGUUGAAAUAAACCAUGAACUGUAUUUACUGAAGUUUACUAUGGAGGAGGAAGCAGUGGCUGGACAAAGUACUGAUGACCCAUCUGAUCCAAAGAAGGGAGAUAAAGGGACUGAUCAGGGAGAAUAGGAUGAAUUUGAAAAUGAUGAUCUCCUAGGGGAAGAUAUGGAUACUAGUCAUGAUAAUAAUGUCAGCAAGACAAAUCAUACCCCCCAUGCCUUCUGCUACUCCCAAACACAAGUCAAAGAGCAAUACUGUAUGCGCUGAUGAGGUAAAAUCAAGCCUAGAGAAAACAAUGUUUGCUAAACUACAAGAGGCUCCUAUAGCCAAGAGUUAUGUGGAAAUAGUGAAGAAGAAACCUGUGGAGAACAUUGGUGUCCAUCUCUUGCCUCAGUUUGAAGCUGUUGAAAGGAGAAGUGAUACUAAUGGACAAAAAUCUGAUGCUGCUACAAAGGAUAAAAAAGGAAAAUGGGGCCCUGUAGUAGCUACCAGAAUGAGUGAUAGGGUGAAGAGAGAUUGCAAACCUGCCCUGCAAAAAGCUCAAGAACUAAAGAGAAUGAGGGAUUUGGAAAUACCCAAAUACAAGCAGGAUAAAGGUGAACUAAAUGAAAUCUAGAGGAGGGAAGAGAUUAAAUCCAGACAGAGAUAUUCUGGAAGGAGAGCAGAACACACAGUAUUUUCAAGCGGUGGCUAAUCAAAAAAGAAGAAAGAAGCAGAUACUAAUGCUGGAAAGUGAAGAUGGAAUGGUCACAGACACUCCAGGGUGUGUGGAGAAAGAUGGCAGCUAUGCUAUCUGCAUGGGAGAUCCUAUACUCAGGGCUUGUUAAUGACAGAGUGCGUUGGCUGGUUGCAAGGCUGGAACAAAAUAUAAGAGAGCCUCCUCUGCUCAUGUGGCCGGACCCUGGGUAGGACAAAGAUGUUGCAAUGUGAUGAUCACUGCGCCUGGUGGGGAAGAUGAACGCGGUGAACUUUCUCUUCCACCCCUGGAGGCCUGCACUGCAUGGCCAGUGAGCCUGAAGGAGAUGAUGUAACACCUCAAAUGGUGUGAUACAUUUGUGUAAUUUUAGGCGUAUCAACUUGCCAGGCCGUGAGUGUGCGGCUUUUGGGUUCUUUCUGCUGUUUUAGUUCUGCUUUAGAGGAGUGGUGUAGAAGGGUAGCCUCUUUUAGUGCUGCCUAGUUGAGACUUGAGGAUGGUGUAAAACUGAAUUUGGUCUGGUUUCAUUGAUCAAUGCAAUGGAGCCGGGGCUCUCGAGCCCUUUUCCUCUAAAAAAUGCUCUAUUUCCCCCUUUUUCUUGUCUUAGAGCUUUUUUGGUUGUUAUCACCCUUGCAGGCGUAGGUUUCGAGGAACAAGAAGACUCAAUGAUUUUACCAGUAUAUACACCACUCUGGGAUUUUUUGGUCUGCUCUCCUACUACGUGGUAUCUGACAUGAAAGAAGAUGGCGCUAAAGGCAAGAACUAUGAAGCGAAUAUCGUCUCUGACCCAAAGAAUGAUAUGAACUAGCUUUAUAUUAGAAGUCUAGAAAAUCUCCUGAGCGUUGUAGUUAUUAGGGACUUACUGGGGGAUAUUUAUUGGGAAGCUCUUGAAGAUGCUCUAAAUG